AUGGCCACUGCGACGCAGACCCGCAACAUCACCUUCACCCAGGCGAUCAACGAGGCGAUGCUGGAAGAGAUGCGCCUGGACGAGCGCGUCUUCAUCAUGGGCGAGGACAUCCAGAAGGGCGUCUACGGCGCGUCCGCCGGGCUGUUCACCGAGUUCGGGGGCGACCGCGUCCGCGACUGCCCGCUGUCGGAAAAUGCCUUCUUCGGCGCCGCCGUUGGCGCAGCGGCGGUGGGGAUGCGCCCCAUCGUCGAGAGCCUGUCCAGCUUCAUGUGGGUGGGUAUGGACCAGUUGGUCAGCCAGGCGGCCAAGAUGCGUUACAUGUUCGGCGGACAGGUCAACCUGCCCAUCGUGUAUCGCGCCGCCAUGUACUACGGCGGCAGCAUGGCGGCCCACCACUCCGACCGCUCGCACCCACUGUUUAUGAACAUCCCAGGCUUCAAGAUAGUUUUCGCCAGCAACGCCUAUGACGGCAAGGGGCUGCUCAAGCAGGCCAUCCGCACCGACGACCCGGCCCCGAUACAGCGGCUGGGCACCAUCAACGUUCACAUCCCCUUCAGCCCGGCGCUGGAGCCGCUCUGCUACCCCACCGACGAGUCCAUCGCUGAGGCCCCAGCAGGGGCGCACGGCCGUGCGCCCCUGCACAGUACCGACAGGUGGAACAUCCUGGCGGUCUCACCUCGAAGAGGAGUUGAAGUUAUGGCGUCGGAGAUCGUGCUGCCGCAGUGGGGUAUGGAGAUGCAGGACGGCACCAUCGUCCGCUGGCUUAAGCAGGAGGGCGAUACCGUGGCAGAGGGCGAGCCUAUCGUCGAGGUGGAGACGGCCAAGCUGCAGACCGAACUGGAAUCCACCGCGUCGGGCAUCCUCAGUCGCAUCGUAGCCCAGGAAGGCCAAAUUGUGCCCAUCCGAGGCGUGCUGUGUGUUAUCGCCGAGCCGGGCGAGGAGAUCGCAGCGUCCGCCGCACCUGCUGCCCCUGCCAGCGCACCACUAGCUGCUCUGGCGACACAGGCUGCCCCUGCCACCAACGGCGUAGACAUACAGGUGGUCCCAGCGGCCCGGCGACUUGCCCGCGAACGCGGCGUUAACCUCGCCCAAGUACGCGGCAGCGGCCCCAACAGACGCAUCCUGCUGACCGACGUUGAAGCUGCACUGCAGGCACCAGCCACUGACGGCGCGGAGGCUGCUGCUGGACGAGUACCGGUGGUGCCGGCCGCGCGCAGACUGGCACGGGAAAACGACAUCGAUCUCGCCACGAUCACUGGCAGCGGGCCGCAGGGCCGUAUCCUGAUCGAGGACGUCGAGGCGGCGAUCAAGGCCAAGUCCGCUCCUGAUUCGGCAUCCGCUCCCGAGCCGUCGGCGGACGGCGUAGUCCCGUUUACCGGCAUUCGCGGCGCAGUGGCGACCAGGAUGCUGCAAAGUAUCCAGAGCACGGCCCAGGUGACAUUGACUACUGAAGCCUUAGUAACUGAGGCAAUGCAGCUGCGGCGGGGGUUGUCGCGGCAUCACGCGGAGGAGGCGGGAGGAGGCAUCGGGCCGCUGCCGUUGGUCGUGAAGGCCACCGCAGAAGCACUGAAGCGGCACCCCCGUAUGAACGCCAUCGAAACCACCUCGGCAGAUGGCGAAGCGCAGGUGCAGAUGUUGUCUGAGGUCAACAUCGGGCUGGCCGUAGCCCUUGAGGAAGGGCUGGUCACGCCGGUAAUUCGAGGCGCCGACGAGAAGUCGCUGGCGCAGUUGGCCGCCGAGAACCGCGAUCUGGCUGCCCGCACGCGCGAGGGGCGGACCCGUCCAGAGGAAAUCACUGGCGGGACUUUCACAAUCACCAACUUGGGGGCCAACGAAGUCGACGGCUUCACGCCCAUCAUCAAUCCGCCACAAGUGGGCAUCCUCGGCGUGGGCCGAGUGGUGGAGAAGCCGGUAAUCGCCAACGGCGAGAUAGCGAAGGGUGAGACGAUGUACCUGAGCCUCACUUUUGAUCACCGAGUCAUCGACGGGCGCUCCCGCCGCUGA
Messenger RNA from Geodia barretti, 2004 nucleotides. Lineage: Eukaryota; Metazoa; Porifera; Demospongiae; Tetractinellida; Geodiidae. The record is from the annotation of a GenBank genome assembly.